AUGGUUGCAUUGAGCAAUGCUCCACAAAAUCUCAAGUUGACAUCUCCUAAUAUUCAAAAAGACAUUGUAAAUGUGGCCGCAUUUGAAACUAUCAAUGUGAUUAUUAGAAAUCUUGGUGAUGCACUUUUUUCUAUGUUGAUUGAUGAAGCCCGUGACAUAUCAAUUAAGGAGCAAAUGGCAGUUGUAAUACGAUAUGUUGACAAAAAAGUCCAAGUGAUUGAGCGUUUUUUGGGUAUUGAGCAUGUUGCUAAUACGAAUGCUCUCUCGCUUAAACAAGCUAUAGAAAAUUUUUUCUUCAAACUUGGAUUGAGUAUUUUCAGAUUGCGGGGUCAAGGAUAUGAUGGGGCUAGUAAUAUGCAAGGUGAGUUCAAUGGUAUUAAAACACUUAUAGUGAAAGAUAAUCCUUGUGCAUAUUAUGUUCAUUGUUUUGCUCAUCAAUUGCAAUUGGCACUUGUAGCCGUGGCAAAAAAUCAUAAUCAAAUUAUUUUACUUUUCACUUUGGUUUCUAAUGUGGUGAAUGUUGUUGGAGCAUCAUGUAAACGCCGAGAUAUUGUUAGGGAGAAGCAAGCUGCAAAAGUUACUGAGGCACUUAAUACUGGAGAGCUAUCUAGUGGGCAAGGCUUAAAUCAAGAAACUAAUCUUAAACGUGCUGGUGAUACACGUUGGGGUUCACACUAUGGUACUUUAGUCAGCUUAGCUAGUAUGUUUUCAACAGUGAUUGAUGUGCUUGAAAUGAUUUCGGAGGAUGGUUCAAAUGCAAAACAACGAGCAGAAGCAAAUAUAUUGUUUGACUCAAUUCAAUCAUUUGAGUUUGUAUUCAACCUUCAUUUGAUGAAAACGAUAUUGGCUAUUACAAAUAUGUUUGUAGUUCGAGGGAGAAAAAAACGCAAUGCUCAAGAAAUUACAAACUUACAUUACUAUCGCGCUGAGUUACUCUACACUGUUUUGGAUAUGCAAAUUCAAGAACUAAAUGCUCGUUUUACUGAGUCGAACACUGAGUUGUUACUUUGUGUGGCAUGUUUGAAUCCAUCUAACUCUUUUUCUAGUUUUGACAGGAAAAAGUUAAUUCAUCUUGUUGAAUUUUAUUCCAAAGAAUUUUCUUCAGUGGAGUUCAUGGUACUUAAUGAUCAACUUGACACAUAUAUUAUCGACAUGCUAUCCAGUAGUGAGUUCUCAAUGUUGAAUGGAAUUGCCGAUCUUGCUAAGAAAAUGAUAGAGACUGGAAGAGACAAAGUAUAUCCAUUGGUGUAUUUGCUCUUGACUUUAGCAUUAAUCUUACCUGUUGCAACUGUUACUGUUGAGAGGGUAUUUUCAGCUAUGAAUAUUGUGAAGAAUCGGUUGCGGAAUCGAAUAGGUGAUGAAUGGAUGAAUGAUAGCUUGAUUGUCUAUAUUGAGAGAGAUAUUUUUGAUGGCAUUGACAAUGAUACUAUUAUGGAAAGGUUUCAAAAGAUGAAAACUCGUCGUGGUCAAUUGUAA
Messenger RNA from Camellia sinensis, 1476 nucleotides. NCBI's taxonomy places the organism in Eukaryota, Viridiplantae, Streptophyta, Magnoliopsida, Ericales, Theaceae. The record is from RefSeq and is a predicted model, not a curated record.